AUGGCUACCACGCUCGAGACGCGUCUGUAUAACGCGAUCAAGGGGGACGCUCAACCAAAAAAGCUGGCUGCUGAAAAGGGAGACUACCGCUACCGUAAGCUUCUUCUUCUCUAUAAAUAUCGUAAUAUUCCAACAAAAACACAACUCGAAAAACAUUUGACAUUCUAUUACAAUCAUUAUCAGUCGUCGAAAGAAGAAGAAAAUGAAAUACUUCUCGAUUUUACUGUCAGCCGUCUUCUUCAUACUCGUAUUACUAAAUAUCCUACAGAACAAUUUCAUAUUCUUAUUACUGCUCUCCACGGUUAUGAUGAAGCCAAACUACGUGGACGGAAGUUGGGCGUCGGAUCCACACAGGACAUGUUUCUUCAACUACGUAUUUCUACCCUCUUUCGAUGGAUUGUCGAAAUGAGGACCAAUUUUCGAACGAUACCCGACAAUGAAAUACUCACAGUUGUUGAAAACGAACUUUUACACAAUUUAGAAACAUAUUAUUUUCUCUAUGAUAUUUUACGUAUUCCAGUGCGCAUAAAUGAGAAAAUGAUUCGACAGAGGUUUGUUGACAUUGAAUCGUCACAACCAUUACUAAUCAAAUUCUAUCGAUAUAUUGCAAAAAAUCUUAAAAGCAAGAUCGAACAGCUUCGACCAGAACAAGAAUAUACUAUUCCAACUGGGUGGAUGAGACAUGCCGUUUGUGUUUCUUUCCGACGCAUUAGUCAAACACACAUCAGUAUUCGUAUUGACAACCCUAGCGUUCAUAAUCCACCGAAUGUACACGAAACUGAUCGCUUCCACAGAAUUAAACCCAAAGUACUCGGUCAAUUGCAUGUGAACGAUUUAGAUAAUAAUUUGUCCUAUUUUAUUUUACUGAUCGAUAGUGUCAAACGAGACUUGACACCGGAUGAAGGUAUUUCAUUGAUAUAUGAUUAUAACAAACAAAUUCAACAUCUCGACAGAAGACAAAUAGAAAAUGUACCGCAUUUUGAUGAACAAGCAGCUGCCAAUUGUUUUGUCAAAUGUUUUGAACCUGGUUUUCGGAUACGCUUUGGUGCAACACGUCAGAAACUUUGCGAACGAUUAAUAUUACUCGAAAAAAACAAUGCUGUUCUACUUGUCAGACUUUGUGAGCAGGAACAUCAGUGUUUCGUGACCGACCGUUUCGCUCCAUUUACCAAAAUAGGCGACGUGAAUAGACUACCCAUUGUAGAGAAUGCUCGUCUUCAGGACCAGCUCAAAAGGAGUUAUCAACAACAUUAUCGAUAUCUUUCAAGUGUCAUGCCUAUAGAAAGUUUGAAUCUUAUGACGGAGAAAUUCGUCCCUUUACAAUUAGAAAAAGAAAAUACACUCAUUAAACUCAAACAUCUCUUCAUCGAACCUCGUGUCCUUGUUCUUGGCGAAGCCGGCUGCGGCAAGACCACACUCUGUCAAUAUGUAACACAUUCAUGGGCUCAGGGAACACUAUGGCGAAAUCAAUUCGAAUGGUUAUUCUAUAUUAACAUGCGAAAUUUAAAUUCAAAACUCUAUCCACAACGGUAUAAUAACUAUUCAUUGAUCGAUAUUAUCGAGCGAGAAUGUUUCCAAGGAUACACACUUGUCGAUUUAGACAAACUCAAAUUAGAGUAUCAGCUCGCACGUUCAUCAAAUAUCCUAUGGAUUCUCGAUGGAUGUGAUGAACGAACUAUUCCAGACUAUUUACAUUCGAUCGAACAACAAUUAUUAGCUAAACAGCAUCUUCUUCUAACAUCUCGACCAUAUGGAACAAAUGAUUUCCAGUACGAUGUUCGAGUUCAUGUUAAAGGUUUCACAAAUGAGGAUAUUGAAGAAUAUAUAUAUAAAUACUUUUCUACUCUCCUUCGUACGAGAGCUAGCGAAUGUUGGUCAUUUGUUCGUUAUUCUGAGCAACUGCGACAAACAGCACGUAUUCCUGCAUGUCUUGAACUCAUUUGUAGUUUGUGGGAUAGUGGAAAGUCAAAUUUAGACGUUGGUAUUAUGAUGGGAGAUCUUUAUGAGAAAAUGUGUGAAUAUCUCUUGCGACGAUAUCUUCUUAAAUUCCAUGGUCAAUGUACGUCCGCUCUAGCUGAAUCAGAUGUCUAUCAACAUCCGAAUGCAAUGGCGUUCACCUAUUUAGAAUAUCUCGCAUUCGAAGCAACAAAAUUACAUAGAUUUGCUGUCAGUGGACAUCAUAUUGCAAGUGUUACAGGUCCACUAUUUCUAUCGUUACUUCAAAUUGGUCUACUUAAACCAAAAACACGAGAUCCUCCUUCUCUACUCGUCGAAAAAGUCUACUAUUUUAUUCAUCGUAGUUUUCAAGAAUAUCUUUGUGCUCGUUAUAUGAUAAGAGCACUAACGUCAGCCUGUUCAAAGGAGCAAGAGAGAGAAGUAGUUAAGUUUAUUACCUACGAAAAAUAUAACCGUCGUGUGCGAGAUACAUUUCGUUUAUUCUUCGAGCUGCAUCGCUCUAGUUUGUGUACGGAUCGCUUUUGGUCAGCUGUCGAUAGUGAACCACGUGAUUUGGUCGGUCUUCGACAUUGUUCUUGCAUUAUUCAAUGGUUUCCUUAUGGAAGUUGUGUGUUUGCUUUCGAGGACGAGCAGAAAAUUAAUAAGAGAACCAUGGAUACUAUAGUCACAUGGAUUUCGAAGAAAGAUCGUCUACCACAUGAUUAUGGCAAUACAUAUCUAUUCGAAUGGUUUGUCGAUGUGAUUGAUGCUCAACACUGGUUGAGAGCAUGGAAAGAAGAUUUGCUCAUUGAAGAUUCAUCGAAACGGCGCUAUUUUCUGCCUGAUUUGUGGUCGGAGAAGAGUAUAGGUGUCAUGAAAGGAAUCUAUGACAAUAUUCUGAAAAAUUUGCAUGCUCUAUACCGCCUUAUCAAGAAGGGGCCUACUACGGUCGAUCUCAAAUGUUUACAUAUUGAUUCCGAUUUAUUCACUCUACAUACAGUCGAUGAUCAAAUCGAAACACCAGAAUUUUUGAAAGCAGCCCAGGAGAAAGCCAAACGACACGAACCGAUAACUACUCUACCAGAAUUUCAAGUACUUUUACAGAAUUAUUCGUCUUACGCCAAAUUGAAUUGUCGAGAGAGGACACUGGGCAUGGAAACGUGGAGCUUGAACAUUGCUCCAUCUGCACUGACAAACAUCAGCAAUGAAACGUUAGAGCUUCUUUCACGAUUAUCCCAACAAAAUACACUCUUCUUUCGGGACUUUCACCUGCCCGUGACUUCUUUUCUUGAACUCUAUUCGAAGCAAGGUGACUCAAAUAGUGACGUUCUUUGUUCACUCAUCGUUUCAAUUACUUUGUCAAGUAGUUGCCUUCUCACAGCACCACCUGAACAAAAGAAUUCGAUUCGAGUUCAUGAGAAUGAAACAUCUGUUGAUAUCGAAUUGGAUGAAAGACGACGGUCGACGCUGAUUUUUGCAUUCGAUCAAGUUCGUGACACUUAUGGAUAUUCUUCUUUUUUUGCAGAAGACAACUAG
Messenger RNA from Didymodactylos carnosus, 3471 nucleotides. The record is from the annotation of a GenBank genome assembly. Lineage: Eukaryota; Metazoa; Rotifera; Eurotatoria; Philodinida; Philodinidae.